Molecule: messenger RNA, 3244 nt
Organism: Solea senegalensis (Senegalese sole)
Lineage: Eukaryota; Metazoa; Chordata; Actinopteri; Pleuronectiformes; Soleidae
Gene: ddx42
Product: DEAD (Asp-Glu-Ala-Asp) box helicase 42
Exons: 18
Coding region: 86-2815 (909 amino acids)
Molecular function (GO): RNA helicase activity; nucleic acid binding; ATP binding
Source: RefSeq, a predicted model, not a curated record
UCUUGCGCGCAUUGAUGACGUUACGGCGCUUCUUCUGAAGAUAACACAGACGGGCUCAUUUACAAACGCGUGAAACAGUACAGCCAUGAACUGGAACAAAGGUGGUCCGGGUGUUAAGCGAGGUUUUGGGUUUGGAGGAUUUGCUCUUGCAGGGAAAAAGGAGGAACCUCGCCCUCCUCCAAAUUCACACACAGCACUUGGAGCCACAGGAUCAGGGGGAGGAUACGGGAAGAACCAACAGCUCCCAUCAUUCUACAAAAUAGGGACCAAAAGAGCUAAUUUUGAUGAGGAAAAUGCGUAUUUUGAAGAUGAUGAAGAUGAGUCUGGUAGCAACGUGGAUCUACCGUACAUCCCGGCUGAAAAUUCGCCCACACGACAGCAGAUGCAGUCUGGUGGUGGCUCAGACAGUGAGGAUGACCCACUUGAUGCCUUCAUGGCAGAAGUUGAGGACCAAGCAGCUAAAGACAUGAAGAAACUAGAGGAAAAGGAAAAAGAGAAAAAGUCAGCCAAGGGUAUUCGUGAUGACAUUGAAGAAGAAGAUGAACAAGAAGCCUACUUCCGCUACAUGGCAGAGAAUCCCACAGCUGGGCUGACCCUGGAGGAGGAGGACGAGAACAUUGACUAUGACAGCGAUGGGAACCCAAUCCCCUCUGCCACCAAGAAAAUCAUCUUGCCACUUCCUCCUAUUGACCACAGUGAGAUUGAAUAUGCACCCUAUGAGAAAAACUUCUACAAUGAGCAUGAAGAGCUCAGCAGCCUGACUGGAACUCAAAUGUUGGAUUUAAGGCAGAAAUUGAACUUACGAGUAUCAGGUGCUGCCCCUCCAAAACCAUGCACCAGCUUCGCCCACUUUGGCUUUGAUGAACAGCUGAUGCACCAAAUCCGCAAGUCUGAGUACACGCAGCCCACACCGAUUCAGUGCCAGGGUGUGCCUAUAGCCCUGUCCGGGCGUGACAUGAUAGGUAUCGCCAAAACUGGCAGUGGUAAAACUGCAGCUUUCAUCUGGCCAAUGCUGGUUCACAUCAUGGACCAAAAGGAGUUAGAAGAAGGAGAGGGGCCCAUUGCAAUUAUUGUGUGUCCCACCAGAGAACUUUGUCAGCAGAUCCAUGCAGAAUGUAAGCGUUUUGGGAAAGCCUACUCAUUGCGUUCUGUGGCUGUUUAUGGAGGAGGCAACAUGUGGGAGCAGGCCAAGGCUCUACAGGAGGGGGCAGAAAUUGUGGUGUGCACUCCGGGUCGUCUGAUUGACCAUGUUAAAAAGAAGGCCACAUCACUGCAGAGAGUGACAUACCUUGUGUUUGAUGAGGCAGACCGCAUGUUUGAUAUGGGUUUUGAAUAUCAGGUUAGGUCUAUUGCUAGCCAUGUCCGCCCAGACAGACAGACUCUUCUGUUCAGUGCUACUUUUCGAAAGAAGAUAGAGAGGCUCGCCAGAGACAUCUUGAUAGAUCCUAUCCGUGUGGUGCAGGGAGACAUUGGAGAAGCCAACGAAGAUGUGACCCAGGUGGUGGAACUGCUGCCUGGGACGGAUAAAUGGUCAUGGCUGACCCGUCGGUUGGUUGAGUUCACAUCCACUGGCUCUGUCCUCAUCUUUGUAACCAAAAAGGCAAACUGUGAAGAACUGGCCACCAACCUGACACAGGAGGGCUACAGCCUUGGCCUCCUGCAUGGAGAUAUGGACCAGAGUGAGAGGAACAAGGUCAUCAGUGACUUCAAGAAGAAGAAUUUGCCCGUUCUAGUGGCCACUGAUGUUGCUGCUCGAGGUCUGGACAUCCCAUCUAUUCGCACAGUCGUGAAUUAUGAUGUGGCACGAGACAUUGACACGCACACACACAGGAUUGGUCGAACUGGUCGUGCUGGAGAGAAGGGUCUCGCUUACACCCUUCUCACCAACAAAGACACAAAUUUUGCUGGAGACCUUGUGAGAAAUCUGGAGGGAGCUAAUCAAGCUGUUUCCAAAGAUCUGAUGGAUUUAGCUAUGCAGAAUCCGUGGUUCAGGAAGUCCAGAUUCAAGGGUGGUAAAGGAAAGAAGCCAAAUAUUGGUGGAGGUGGUCUUGGUUACAAAGAGAGACCAGGUCUAGGGGCUGAAAGUUCUGAACGCAGCAGCAGCAGUAGCAGCAGCUUGUUGUCUUCCACGAGUAGCUUUGAGGGCUACAGCAAACCAGCUACUGGGGCGAUGGGAGAUCGAAUGGCUGCAAUGAAACAAGCCUUCCAGGCUCAAUAUAAGAGCCACUUUGUGGCUGCAUCCAGUGGUCCUCCUAAGCUCAGCACCAAGUCUAGUGGCUCGUCAGGCUGGACCAGUGCUGGCAGUCUGAGCUCUGUGCCAACAGAAGCUGCCAAUGGCUCAGAAAGGUCCCUCUCUUCCACCAUGUCGAUGUCCGGCUUUACGAGUGCGGGCACCCUGAGCUCAGUGCCCGCCAGUCAAACCGCUUCCCAGCCCAGCUUCCCUCCACCUUCAUCACCGAGAGAAAGCUCACGGGACAGACAUAGUGAAGACCGUGGGCGACAUGGGGACAGUUACCACCGCCACAGUGAUAGAAGUGAACGGCACAGCAGUGACGAUCGCCACAGCGACCGAGAAAGGCAUGGAGACAGAGAUCGUGACCGCCACGGGGAUCGGGAUCGCCACAGUGGCAGCAGUGGCAGCAGCCGCCACAGUGACAGCCGCAACGGGGAUGGAAGCAGGAGGGACAGAGAGGAUCGGAGGAGUGACAGGGAUGGGGGAGACAGGGGGAGUGGGGAGGGGAAGGACAGAGGAGGAGAUGAUAGCUUUGCUGUUCCUGAACCACCAAAACGUAGAAAGAGCAGGUGGGACAACUAAAGAAAAACAGAAACACAUCAAUAGAAUAAUAUGUGCAACCAUCUGCUCAUGACAAGCUUGUCUGUGUAGGCAGAUAGCAGAGGCUGGUUCAAGCACAGAGUGAUAAGGAGGAUUUUGUGGACUUUAAAAAAACUAAAUGAAGUUGACUGAUGCCAUUGUCAGCUUGGCUAGGACCUCCUUAUUUGGUCAGAACUCAACAGUGUGUCAAGACAGAUUUAGCACAAGCAGCUCAGAGAGAGCCACUGUACAUAGACCAUCAGGACUGUUGUUAAAGUCAAUAUGAACAACCAGUAUAGCUGGUGUGAGUAACCAGUUCAAAGUUAGGAUGUCUUUUUUCUUGUCUCAUUUCUACUCACUCAGCUCGUAAUAUGCUUCUGUGCUUGCAAAUCUGACACAUUUUCUUUUCCUAAUAAAUCUUUGCCAAGUGUG